AGAAACCGCUGUUACUUUUUUUUCUUCUUCUUCCAGAGACUGGGGGAGCGUCACAAGCAGCAUCCACAGGAGGAGGAGGAGGAGGGGAGGCUGGUCCAGACUCAGACCCACUCACUGCGUGGAAGGCGCAACACGCUGCACAUCCAUCUGCUCUCCGUCGAACCUUUGGGGAUUUUAGCCAACUUUGCAGAGAGCUGCCUCGGACUGCACCAGAAGGUACCGCGUCUUGAGUGCACCGGAGACAUGAACUGAGGAGACACUGGAAAGCAUCAUUUCCUGACGUCUGAGAUCGUGGCCAAUCAUGACAUCACAGAAGAGCUGGGGGAUAAUCGGCAUUCUCGCCGCAAUCACGCUUUUCUGUACCUUCGAUAUGACUACACCCUUACAUAUUCCACUGGAAGUUUUAAGUCAUGUAAACAUUGAGCAGCUGCCCACCAUCACUUCCCAGUCUCCGAGCUCUCUCAUCGCCUUCCCGUUUGACGAGAGUUUCCCCGUGACGUGCGAGGCCAAAGGGAAUCCCGAGCCAGAAUUCAGAUGGAUGAAAAAUGGCCAGGAGUUCGACCCUUUCUUAGACCCCCGGCUGAUAAAAGAAGAACAAACCGGGACCUUCGUGAUACCCAAUAACGGGAACCUUACAGAGUACCAGGGAACAUACCGCUGUUACGCCUCAAACAAACUGGGGACGGCCAUAUCGAAGGAGAUCGAAUUCAUUGUCCCACAUGUACCGAAGUUUCCAAAAGAAACUCUUGAUCCAGUUGUGGUGGAGGAAGGUCAGCCGUUUGUCUUAAACUGUGACCCACCCAAAGGAAUACCCCCUUUCCAGAUCUACUGGAUGACUAUCAACCUCCAACAUAUAGAACAGGAUGAGAGGGUGUCCAUGGGCUUGAACGGAGACCUGUACUUCUCUCACGCCGUGGAGAAGGACAGCAGGCGGGACUACUGCUGCUUCGCCGCCUUCCCAAGAAUCCGAACCAUAGUUCAGAAGACAGCCAUGUCUGUCAACGUCAAGACAAAAAAAAGUCAUAGCAUGAGCCCUGAAAUUGCCAAUGCCAUCCUGCAGAGAAGACCCUUGCUUAUGACGCCCUCUGGUGUUAGAUCAGAGAAACAGCUGGUCAAAGGAGAGGACUUGAAACUUGAGUGCAUUCCUGAGGGAUUUCCGACCCCACAGGUGGAGUGGGUCAAAAUGGGUCACAAGCUCCCAAGUAAAGCCAAACUCGAGAGUCAUGGAAAACUGCUGAUUGUAACAAACGUGGAACAAGAAGAUAGUGGCAAGUACAUGUGCAAGGCAAAGAACAGACUCGGAGAAGUGGUCCAUUACUUCACGGUAAACGUUGAAGAGCCUCCAGAGUGGGCAUUUGAGCCUGAGAGUCAGCUCAGUAUGAUUGGCUCGGAUGUGCUCAUCAAGUGCUCAGCGACCGGGACUCCCCAGCCGACAAUAACUUGGAGAGUGAACGGUCUGCCUCUGCAUGAAGUCCCUGCAGCUAACAGGAAGGUUUUUGAUGACACCGUCAUCUUGCGCAAUGCCAAAGAGUCUGACAGCGCCGUCUAUCAGUGCCAAGCAUCCAAUAGACACGGAUCCCUCCUGGCCAACGCCAACAUCAUGGUUAUGAAUCUCCCUCCGGUGAUUCUUACCACAGAAGGAGCGGAUUACUCCGCUGUUGAGGGGAGGAGCGUGAUGAUGCACUGCAAUGUCUUCAGCUCGCCGCCAUCUACUAUCACUUGGAGCAAAGAUGAUUUCUCCAAAUCUGUGGUUGGGCCAAGGUUUAGCGUCCAUGACAACGGGACACUGGAGAUUUACAGCACAGAGGAAGAGGACACGGGACAGUAUACAUGUUACGCCAAAAACACAGAGGGGUCAUCUGCCAUUGAAGCCACACUUUAUGUUAAAGAUCCCACUAGAAUAACGAAUGCCCCGGAAGACCAGCGGAUCUUAAUAGGCACCACGGCCCAGCUCUCAUGCCUGGCAGAAUAUGACGAGUCCUUCAGCAACGACUUUGAGCUCCUUUGGGAAAAAGAUGAUAUGGACAUUGGUUUCAACUAUACUGAGAAUUCAAGAUACUUUGUGGAGGACGGUACCCUUCAAAUCAUCAAUGUAAGCCACUGGGACCAGGGUGUAUACACUUGCGUGGCCCGGACUCCGGUGGACCAGGACACAGCCUCUGUGUUGCUCAUGGUGUUAGACGUCCCUGACGCACCCGAGCAUUUGGUACUGUCUGAACACAAGACCAGGAGUGUGAAACUGAAAUGGACGCCAGGGAACGACCACAACAGCUCAAUAACAGAGUUUAUUAUUCAGUAUGAGGAGAGCCAGUGGGAGCCUGGAAAUUGGAAGGAGCUGCUCAGAGUACCUGGAAAUCACGUUUCGGCCAUCCUCAAACUUCACGGCCAUGUGAACUAUCGCUUCCGAGUGGCUGGUUUAAACAGCGUCGGGAGGGGACGUCCCAGUGAGCCCACUGAGAGAUACAAAACCCCUCCAGCAGCCCCUGACAAGAACCCGGAAAAUAUCAAAAUUGAAGGCCAUUUGCCGCAUGAAAUGGAUAUCAACUGGCAGCCCCUUCUGCCAAUUGAACACAACGGUCCCGGUCUUGAGUACAAGGUCAGCUACAGACGGCAGGACUUGGAGGAGGACUGGAAAGAACACAUGGUGAAGAGGCACUCGUUCGUGGUGACGAACACGCCCACCUUUGUGCCUUAUGAAAUCAAGAUCCAAGCGAGGAACAACCAGGGCUGGGCCCCCGAGCCAAAGAUUGUGACCGGCUACUCCGGCGAAGAUUUUCCCUCUGCUGCACCUGAAAAUGUAGCCGUGGAGGUGAUGAACAGCUCAGCGGUUAAGGUCAGCUGGACCCGUGUACACAAAGACAAGUUGCAUGGACAUCUGGGAGGCUACAGGAUAAACUGGUGGCGUCUGCGCAGUCUGCUGGAUUCCAAAAAAAGUCACGGGGACAAACACACGCUGACGUUUCCUGGCGACCACAACCAUGCGGCCAUACCGAGACUGCAACCCUUUUCCGAGUACAGCCUGAUUGUCAUGACCUUCAACGGGCGUGGCAAUGGCCCUGGCAGUCAUCCCGUCAACUUUAAAACCCCAGAAGCAGUACCUGAGAAAAACGCUGUUUUCAGGGUGACAGACACGCAGAGACACUCUGUCUCUCUGGCCUGGGCACCGCCCUCAGAGCCAAAUGGGAUUCUGACCGGCUAUCUGCUGGAGUAUCAGCUGAGUAACGACACGGAGGAGGUCGGACCACUGCAGACUGUAGACAUCAGCAAACCUGACACCACCAAGUGGACCCUGCGGGACUUGGAGCCUUUAAGCAAGUACACGUUCCACCUGCGUUCCUGCACCACUGCGGGCUGCGGGCCUGUUGUCACUGAGGAGAGCACCACCACCCUUGAAACAAGCAAAUCAGCUUCUCCCACACCUCGAAGCACUCCAAAGUCCCCCAUGACCAAAUCCACUCAGUCCACCAUAGGUUUUGCCAGCAUCCAUGGAGGAAUAUCUAACCAGGGCUGGUUUAUCGGCCUGCUGUGUGCCAUCGCGCUGCUCACACUCAUUGUGUUGAUUGCCUGUUUUGUCAACAGAAAUAAAGGAGGGAAAUACUCAGUCAAAGAAAAAGAAGACCUUCAUCCUGACGUGGAGUCCCAGGGUAUGAAUGACGACACUUUUUGCGAAUACAGCGACAACGACGAGAAGCCGCUGAAGGGCAGCCGGCACUCUCUGAGCAGAGAGAUCAAAGCGGGGGACAGCGGCGACAGCCUGGUGGACUACGCCGAGGAAGACGUUCACUUCAACGAGGACGGCUCCUUUAUAGGCGAGUACGCCGGCCGGAAGGAGAAGCGAGUGUCAUCUGAGAUCAAGGCCCCCGCUCAGAUCCCAGCGUGAGCAACACAGGUUCCGUCCAUCGUCCGCCGUGCACAUACUUCAAAUGAAACCCGCUCAGAGGGACGCAUCAAAGCCAACACAGAUGUUAGCAAUGCUGAGCACAAGUUGUGUCAAAUGCAAUGCGUCAUUGCCGACAAUACACUGCCGUCCUAAUUCCACAAUGCCCUUGUUUGUUUGGAGCAUUACUAAAUACAAAUGUAUACUGUAAAUAAUUAUAGGGUAUAUUAUUCUGUAUGUGAAGAGUGACUUUUUUUUUAUCAUUAUUACAGAGGGCUUGUAUUUUUUUGUGAUUGUUAUUGUUUGAGCGACACUUAUUGGUCAAAAGGCAACAUGGUCUGUUUUUUGAAUGAUCAAUUAGUUUUGUCAAAAUGCAACAUUUACUUCGGGUAUUCAGGACAUAUUCCUGAAAUGUGAUGUAUUUUGACUGUAAAGUUAACCCAUUAACUUAUUUUUGCAGCAUUAUUUACCGGACAUAUCAUGGACAAAUAUUUGUGAUUAUUUGGGAGAUUCUGCAAGUCAAGUUUUAGGUAACACUUUAGUACGGGGAACAUAUUCACCAUUAAUUAGUUGCUUUUCAACAUGCAAAUUAGUAACAUAUUGGCUCUUAAUUAGUCAUUAUUAAGUACUCUGCAUGGCCUUAUUAUACUACCAUGAAUUGAUUAACGUGGACCCCGACUUAAACAAGUUGAAAAACUUAUUCGGGUGUUACCAUUUAGUGGUCAAUUGUACGGAAUAUGUACUGUACUGUGCAAUCUACUAAUACAAGUCUCAAUCAAUCAAAAAACAGUAAGCCAUUAACUAAGAGUCUUCCCUCAAUAACCUCAGAAUUAUUGCUUAUUAGUACUAAGUAAGGAAGUUAAAGUUAAAGUACCAAUGAUUGCCACACACACACUAGGUGGUGAAAUUAUUCUCUGCAUUUGACCCAUCACCCUUGAUCACCCCCUGGGACGUGAGGGGAGCAGCGGUGGCCACGCCCGGGAAUCAUUUUUUGGUGAUUUAACCCCCAAUUCCAACCCUUGAUGGUGAGUCCCAAGCAGGGAGGUAAUGGGUCCCAUUUUUAUAGUAUUUGGUAUGACUCGGCCGGAGUUUGAACUCACAACCUACCGAUCUCAGGGCGGACACUCUAACCACAAGGCCACUGAGUAGGUGGUGUACAUGAUUCUCCCUUUAAUACCACUUAAAGGCCUACUGAAAUGAAUUGUUUUUAUUUAAACGGGGAUAGCAGAUCCAUUCUAUGUGUCAUACUUGAAAAUUUUGCGAUAUUGCCAUAUUUUUGCUGAAAGGAUUUAGUAGAGAACAUCGACGAUAAAGUUCGCAACUUUUGGUCGCUGAUAAAAAAAGCCUUGCCUGUACCGGAAGUAGCUUGACGUCGCAGGUUGAAAGGCUCCUCACAUUUCCCCAUUGUUUACACCAGCAGCGAGAGCGAUUCGGACCGAGAAAGUGACGAUUACCCCAUUAAUUUGAGCGAGGAUGAAAGAUUUGUGGAUGGGGAACGUGAGAGUGAAGGACUAGAGUGCAGUGCAGGACAUAUCUUUUUUUGCUCUGACCGUAACUUAGGUACAAGGGCUCAUUGGAUUCCACACUUUCUCCUUUUUCUAUUGUGGAUCACGGAUUUGUAUUUUAAACCACCUCGGAUACUAUAUCCUCUUGAAAAUGAGAGUCGAGAACGCGAAAUGGACAUUCACAGUGACUUUUAUCUCCACGACAAUACAUCGGCGAAGCACUUUAGCUACUGAGCUAACGUGAUAGCAUCGGGCUUAACUGCAGAUAGAAACAAAAGAAAUAAACCCCUGACUGGAAGGAUAGACAUAAAAUCAACAAUACUAUUAAACCAUGGACCUGUAACUACACGGUUAAUGCUUUCCAGCCUGGCGACGCUUAACAAUGCUGUUGCUAACGACGCCAAUGAAGCUAACUUAGCUACGGGACCUCACAGAGCUAUGAUAAAAACAUUAGCUAUCCACCUACGCCAGCCAGCCCUCAUCUGCUCAUCAACACCCGUGCUCACCUGCGUUCCAGCGAUCCACGGAGCGACGAAGGACUUCACCCGAUCAUCGAUGCGGUCGGCGGCUAGCGUCGGAUAGCGGGUCUGCUAUCCAAGUCAAAGUCCUCCUGGUUGUGUUGCUACAGACAGCCGCUAAUACACCGAUCCCACCUACAGCUUUCUUCUUUGCAGUCUUCAUUGUUCAUUAAACAAAUUGCAAAAGAUUCACCAACACAGAUGUCCACAAUACUGUGGAAUUUUGCAAUGAAAACGAGAUGUUUGUAUUGGAUACAAUGGUGUCCGAAUACUUCGGUUUCAACGAUUGACGUCACGCGCAUACGUCAUCAUACAUAAACGUUUUCAACCGGAAGUUUCGCGGGAAAUUUAAAAUUGCACUUCAUAAGUUAACCCGGCCGUAUUGGCAUGUGUUGCAAUGUUAAGAUUUCAUCAUUGAUAUAUAAACUAUCAGACUGCGUGGUCGGUAGUAGUGGGUUUCAGUCGGCCUUUAAUGAAUAUGGUCUCUUCUUACAUAACAAAACACAAAACUACAAUAACCCUAAUCCUAACCCUUAAUAAAUUAAGCCUUUGUUACUUAGAAUAUGUUCCCCAUACUGAAGUGUUACCAAGUUUUGUUAUGUCACUCACGGCAUAUGAAUCGUGUUUUAUCUUGAAACAGCCAAGUUUGAUUCCCAUAAAAACUGAACUAACGCAGCAAAUUACCUUGCUGUGGCAAUCCCUGACAGGGGAAAAGCCAAAAGGAGGGUACAACUAUUUGUAUUAUGUUAUUUGACAUCAAACACAGCACUACGGUCAUUACAUUUUGUAAAAAAUAAUUUGUUUUUUUGCUGUAUAAAAUGAACUUUUCCGGUCAUUGACUUGUCUGCCGGAUUUCUCGUCAGUGCGGUCUUUAUGUGCAAAUUGCUUACAUAUUUCACAUGCCUUUAAAGGAGACACUUUGCUACCGUCUCUACCUACUUCUAUUGUGUUAUCUGGCAUCAAACGUAGCAUGACAGUCACUGCAUUGUUUUGUAAAAACUUUUCCAUUGCAUGUUCAGAUGACUAGUUGGUGGUUUUUGAUGUAAUAAAUUGCCUUUUCCUACAUUAUUUAAAUGAGUCGUCUGCCUGUUCACUCCUUGUAUACAGUGCAUCCGGUAAGUAUUCACAGCGUUCACUAUUUUUCACAUUUUGUUACUGUAUGUUAACAGCAAUUCAAUCAAUCAUUCAGUCAAAGUUCAUUUAUAUAGCCCUUAAUCAUAAAUCUCUCACAUGUCUGCAUAAGCCAAGACGACAUCCUCAGCUCAGAUCCACAUCAGGGCAAGAAAAAACUCAACCCAAUGGGAACAACGAGAAACUUUGGGAAGGACCGCAGAUGUGCCCCAAAUUUUAUAAGCUAGCUACUUUAGUGUACUGAAGUACCACAACUUUGGAGGUGGUGACACCCUGGAUAAGGACUAG
Entelurus aequoreus (snake pipefish) is the source of this 7319-nucleotide messenger RNA. RefSeq names its product cell adhesion molecule L1-like b (gene chl1b). The transcript is spliced from 28 exons. Gene Ontology annotation, biological process: cell-cell adhesion. The record is from RefSeq and is a predicted model, not a curated record. Gene Ontology annotation, molecular function: protein binding. Lineage: Eukaryota; Metazoa; Chordata; Actinopteri; Syngnathiformes; Syngnathidae. The coding region runs from base 302 to 3880 and encodes 1192 amino acids.